Molecule: messenger RNA, 1406 nt
Organism: Camelina sativa (false flax)
Lineage: Eukaryota; Viridiplantae; Streptophyta; Magnoliopsida; Brassicales; Brassicaceae
Source: RefSeq, a predicted model, not a curated record
AUUUUUCUUAAUUCAUAUGAAAAUCUUAAAACAUUAUCUAUUAUGAUAUAGAGGAGUAUUACAUUUAAUUGGUAUGAGUGUUACAUCCAAAUCCGUUAUAUAAAUAUAGGUUAAAUACUUAAAUUGUAGUAUGCUAAUUUAAAGAGAAAAAGGCACAUGAAAUAUAGGUGAAUCUCCUACCCUAAUAAUCCGAUUAAACCAAAAACAUGUCUUCCGGCCAUAACUCCUCCGGUAAUCUCGCGAUGGCCAUUGCUCUUCUUUUUGCCGGCGCCCUAUAUAUCUACUUCUCAUCACGUUCUGUUUCUGAUCCCAUCUCCGAUUUCCAAAACUAUGUCGACUCUCUGAGAAGGAUAGCGUAUCCGGUGGACGAGCUAGAGGCCGUGCUAGACAUGGCUGCGACACGAAACAACAAGACGGUGAUAAUAGCAAUGGUGAACAAAGCCUACGUGAAGGAGGUUGGAGGAGGGAGGACGAUGUUGGAUCUGUUUUUGGAGAGUUUUUGGGAAGGAGAGGGGACUCUGCCGCUACUAGACCAUCUAGUGGUGGUGGCAGCGGAUCAGACGGCCUACGAUCGUUGCCGUUUCAAGAGGCUCCACUGCUAUAAGAUGGAGACCGAAGGGAUAGACUUGGAGGGAGAGAAAGUAUACAUGUCAAAAGAUUUCAUUGAGAUGAUGUGGCGAAGGACUCGCUUGCUCCUAGACGUCCUCAGCCGCGGGUACCAUCUUAUUUUCACGGAUACGGACGUGUUGUGGCUAAGGAGCCCUUUGUCCCGAUUAAGCAACAACGAAAACUUGGAUAUGCAAAUAAGCGUGGACAGUAAUAAUGGCACGGGAGGACACUUGAUCAACACAGGAUUCUACCACGUCCGGUCCAACAACAAGACCAUCUCCCUCUUCCAGAAAUGGUACGAAAUGAGGCUCGAGUGGACGGACAUGAAGGAACAGGACGUCCUUAAGAAGCUCUUGGACUCCGGCUUCUUUGACCAGCUUGGCCUCAACGUUGGCUUCCUCAACACAACCGAAUUCAGUGGCUUCUGCCAAGACAGCCCUGACUUGGGCGUUGUCACCACAGUCCACGCCAACUGUUGCCGCCACAUCUCUGCUAAGGUCUCUGAUCUCACUCUUGUUAUUGGUGAUUGGAAACGCUACAAAGCCUCCCGUGUCAACAGCAAGUGGAGCCCCCAUGUUGAGUGCGGGCGUUCAUGGAGUGACGCCCACUAUAUCCCCAGGCUCUGACCUUCUUUCGUUCAUAUAGUGAGAUUACUAUUUGUAUACAGAACUCCAGUAUCUAUUAACUGCAUAUCGUAUUUAGGUUAAUCGUAACUAGCUAGUGGAGCAUUGCAUGCUUCUCUUUUGACAAGUAAUUACAAAACAACUUAUAUGUGUGUUACAACAAGAUUGGUUUUU